AUGUCGUGGUGUCUCACAUCUCUCGCUCUACUACUGAUAUGUCCCGGGGCGCUGGCCACCGGAUGGGAUGACUUCGCCGAUGAUCUCGCCACGGACUUGGCCCCCCUCAUUUCCCUCUUCGGCGAACGCCUCAGCACGCAAUUCCUCUCCGAAUCCACCAGCCUCCUCGACAACUUCCUCUUCUGCGUCGCCCCCAUCGGCAUUCUCACGGCCGUGGUCUCCGUCAUCCGGGUAUGCGGCAACUCCUCUCUGCGCGCCUUCAUCGGCCGCGCACAAGAAGGGCCCGGGGACGCCGAGAAUGAGCUCCUCUCGUGUGUUUCCGAGAUGACGGCGGAGAUGUUCAACGAGGGCGGCAUCUCAAGAGUCCUGGGGAGACCUCGGAUGCUUGAGGUUGUGGGGUGGGAAGACGUGGAUGCUCAGACCCAAGAGCGCUCCUUCCGCGUUGGGACCCUGCGGGACGCUCUCCAGGAGGGCGUCUGGGUCGCCGGCAAGGGGAACUGGAUCCUCGAUGAGAAGGGGUAUCUCCCCGAGCUGGACGUUCCCAAUCUGUCCCUGAAUAAGGGGAUUGAAAGGCGGAGUCAGGGGUGGUUUUAUGCGGCGGCUGUGACGGGGGUGGUUUUGCAGGGUGGAGUCCUCAUCUACGCCGCAAUAACAGUGUACCUCUUCCCCCAACAAUUCAAAAAAGACGGCUCCCUAGUCGUCAGCUACGCCUUCCCGCUCUUCCUCCUCGGGACGAUGAUGCUCUGCACGGGCAUGUUCCUCUGCGCAUUCAUCAUCGAACGCGCCUCCACCGAAUGCUACCUCCGCCCCGCAACCCCCAGCAAAAUCUACUGGCUGCAGCCCGGCGAGCAGGAAGUCGGCGACCAGGUCUUCGGCGCGUUUCUCGGGGUCAAUGAAGGCCCCGGAUCCACGUUGACCCAGAAUCUGAUGUAUAUUAAAUCGGUACGGAGCCCGGAGAAUCCCGGGAAGAGUUCCCUGCUGUUGUAUUUCACGGUGGCGGUUACGAUGGUGGGCUUUGUGUUGCAGUUUGUGGGGGAGAGGGGGCUGCAUGCGAGUGUUAUUCUGGCGGAGAUGGGCGCGACGUUUGUCAUGGCGGUUGUGAGGACGUGUCUGAGGACGAAGAGGACGGGGCCGGAGGAGAAUAGGCUGAAGGGGGAGGAGAGACAUCUUGUCGAGCAUAAGAAGCAGGAGUUGGAUUGGUUUGCGUUUUAUCUUCUUGGGGUUGAGGGGUUUCGGUUGGUUUUGGAUGCUGGGUUAUCGUCUGGGACAUCGUCUGGGACAUCUCAAACUUCAAGUCAAUCACCCAGUCUAGGGGCCAGACUGAUGCAAACGAGGAUUCAACUGGCGCGGCUCACGUCCAACCCCGACGAAGAAUCAAGUCUGGCGUGGGAUGACCUCCCAAUCAGGCGGGUGGCUCGAAACCUCGCAGACACGAUUGAAUCUACAAUGAACAUCCUGUCAAGCUGGAAGAGCAUGUCUGGGGAUACUGCUGGUUUCGAUCUUGCGUUCACCUGCCAGUCUCUUGACAAGACUACAAGUCCCACUACAGAAACCUACACCAUCAAGCUGGAAAGAUCCGAAGACACGCUACAAUGGAAAGUCGACGAAACCGAGCUUGAAGCCGUGCUGGGACUAUGGACAUGGUCACUUCUGAAAUCCGAUCCGAAAUGGCUCCAUAGCGGACUAGGUCGCGCAGUCGGACUAACAAUAUCCGAAGCUGGGAAGGAAGAAACCGACCUCUAUUUCCAUAAAUGGAUCUUUCGCCAGCGAGAAGCAAAGAUGGUUUCAUCCAAGAUGAUCCCAUUCGACCAUCAACUCUUCGGAUACUACUCUGACACACACCCGAAUGACAAGUCAAUCCUCACCGUGAAAACAAACAACACAUUAGAAACCAUGGCUGCUCAGGAUAUCUUCAUCCAAUUCCUUCGGAGUGCCCUCCAAGCUGCUGCCAGAGCUUGCUGCGGACUCGAGCAGGGUCAGGGUGCAAAUUGA
This is a messenger RNA of Aspergillus heteromorphus CBS 117.55, 1992 nucleotides long. RefSeq lists its product as uncharacterized. Lineage: Eukaryota; Fungi; Ascomycota; Eurotiomycetes; Eurotiales; Aspergillaceae. Bases 1 to 1992 code for a protein of 663 amino acids. The record is from RefSeq and is a predicted model, not a curated record. The transcript is spliced from 4 exons.